Belonocnema kinseyi is the source of this 1440-nucleotide messenger RNA. RefSeq lists its product as uncharacterized. Bases 1 to 1440 code for a protein of 479 amino acids. The record is from RefSeq and is a predicted model, not a curated record. The transcript has a single exon. Gene Ontology annotation, molecular function: zinc ion binding; nucleic acid binding. Lineage: Eukaryota; Metazoa; Arthropoda; Insecta; Hymenoptera; Cynipidae.
AUGAGCGAAUUAUUAGAUUUUCUGCACUCUCGUAGAAAAAUACUUGAAACAUAUAAACCAAACAAAAGCGAAAAAACGGAUCAGCAUGACAAGAAUAAGAAUAGACGAACGCACGCGAAUAACGAAAAUCACAACUCUCAUUCAUAUGCAACUCAAUAUAAGGCUUUCUGUCAUUUAUGCAAAGGUUCUCAUUAUACUCAAUAUUGCGAGAAAUUAAUGAACUCGAGCGUCUCCGAGCGAAUAAACAUUAUUAAAAAAGCAAAUUUGUGUUUCAACUGUCUUAAAUCGAACCAUCGCGUUGAAGAUUGCAAAUCAGAUCACUGUAAAAAUUGUAGCAAAAAAUAUCACACAAUCUUACAGCUUGAAACCGACCAAAUAGAUAAAAACUCUAAAGCGAAUUUCAUGAACACAAGCAGCAAGCCUUCUCAAUCGACACACUUGAACACAUUUUCUUCAAAAAACGCACAAGGCGAAAGUCUUUUCACAACCGCGGUCGUUGAGAUAAUGGAUCGGGACGGAACUUAUAGCGAAUGUAGAUUUCUUCUUGAUUCUUGCUCUCAGCCACAUCUCUUGAUGACACGAAUGAUAUCAAAACUAGAGCUUCCCAGACAGAAUAUUAACAUUCCUCUAGGUGCCGUGAACUCACUAUCAUCAUGCAUCAAACACAUGACAAGAACGGAAGUCAAAUCGCGCUUAAAUAAUUUCUCUUUAAAUCUCGAAUUCUUGAUAGUGGAUGAAAUUAAUGAAUUACUACCUUCAAGACCGUUAGAUAAACUGGAUUUCAAUAUUCCGAACAAUAUAAAAUUAGCCGAUCCAUCUUUCAAUAGACCAGGUCCAGUGGACGGUAUCAUUGGGGCUGAAUUCUUUCUUCAACUCUUGAAGCAAGGGCAAAUCAAGAUUCCCGGCCAGAAUAUCGUUUUACAAAAUACCGUUUUUGGAUGGAUUAUAGCUGGCAAGACGCUUGUCGGAAGCCCAAUAAGACAAACAUUUUGUCAUCUUAUCACAAUGCUGUUAAAUAGUCAAUUAGAAAGGUUUUGGACUCUAGAAAAUUGUCCCGAAAAGGAAAUUUUAUCGGUAGAAGAAAAAGAAUGCGAAACUAAUUAUGAGAAGCACACUACUCGAGACGUAGUGAACGGAAGGUACUGUGUCAGACUUCCCUUUAGAGAAAAUGUAGGCGAGAUAGGAGAGUCGUACUCAAAUGCGCUGAAACGAUUAUAUUCCCUUGAACGAACCUUUAUCAAAAAACCAGAAAUUAAAAAUCUUUACAUUAAAAACCUUAGAAUUUACCAUACCAAUGGUUACAUGUCCGAAGUGAGGGCAUAUUCAAAAAAGGAAGGCUAUUAUUUACCCCACCAUGCGGUCAUAAAAAACAAUAGCUUGACAACACAGUUACGCGUAGUGUUUGAUGGCUCAGCAAAACACUUACAGGCCUAUCCUUGA